This is a messenger RNA of Drosophila bipectinata, 645 nucleotides long. RefSeq lists its product as uncharacterized. NCBI's taxonomy places the organism in Eukaryota, Metazoa, Arthropoda, Insecta, Diptera, Drosophilidae. The record is from RefSeq and is a predicted model, not a curated record.
UCCGUGUUCAUUAUGUCACAAGUAAAGCAAACAAUUUGAAACAAUUCGAUACGCCAAACCGACUCACAGACAAACAUAUAUAGUAAGGAGUCUCCUCGAAAGCACCCCGACACCCUCCAGUUGUCUGUCGACCUGUCUCCGUCUAAUUUCGGCAAACCAAAUUCCUGUUACGAUAAUUUAAUACGAUUACCCCCCCCCCCCGCCCGAAACAAUGCCGGAAACGAAAACCAAGACGCUCUGCAGCCCCAGCCCUGCUCUCGACGAUUUGGAAGAGGACGACAUCAAUGCCGCCACCAAUCGACUUGUGACCCGCCCACGUCAAGAGUCCCGGUCCAGGCCCCGCCACUCCCACUCCCACCAUCCCAAUAAUGGCAACCAGGGCCAGCUCCCGGCCCAAGGCCAUCGCAAUGCCGGCGGCCUUACGACCAGACAGGAGGUGACGCUGAAGGCCGGCGACAUGCGAAUGGCCCGGAUGCAGAUCAGCCUCUCCCAGCUACGCACCGAGAUGGAGGCGUCCAGCAAGACGCUGCGGGACCUGGCCAAGAUUCUGAAAGUGGACGUGGAUGCCGAGUGAUAUUCCUUGGGAUUUCAGUUACAGAGCUCUUGUUUGUGGAUAAAUAAAUCAUAUAGAAUCGUCUAAAAGAA